GCAGAGCAGAGCAGAAGAAAUGAAUUCCAUAUCUAUCACUGAAUUGCUUUGCUGGUUUCUUCUAUGAUGGAGGGCAAAGUUAAGUAGUGUGAUUUACAUUACAGCUUGCGCAAUCUACAUUAGACCUAAAUGCAGAAAGGCAUUCACACCUCAAAUCCAUGGCAAAAUGGCAAUGGCGGUCGAUCCAGAACAACAUGAGGUCCAUUUCAUUUCAUUCUUCCUCGUUAAAUACUGCUACUACUACUACUAAAAUAUAUAUGGGAAUGAAAUGGAAAAGCUUGCUACCAGUUCUCGGUGGGCGUGGGCGUUCAUUCGGACACCUCACUCACUCACUCUCUCUCAUGUUUGAUUCUCUUCCCCCAACUCUACCAAAUGCGUAACUGCUCCACUGCUACUCAUCAAUUAAUUAUUUAAUCAAUUGACAUUUUUUUUUUUGCAUCAACCGCCCCUACCGUGGUAGCCUGUCUAGUCGGUACUCGCUGUCUGUCUGCAACUCGCUCACUCAAACGGAGAAGAAGAGAAGACAAGAGAAGAGAGAUGGAGAAGCAGAGAAGCUUUUCAGCCAAGCCGCCGCCUAUCGUCAGAUUUGUCGUGUUUUCAUUCACUAUCUUCUUCUCUUUGCUCUUUCUGAUUUUCUUCUCCACUUCGAUUAUCCCUGCUGCACCACCACCUCUGGAUUUGGAUUUGGAUUCGGAUUUAGGCUUCAACACCACUGCCACUACUACUGAUGUUACUGCGCCGAGUUUGAACAGAGAAGACUCCACUCCUUCACAAUAUCUGCUCAACAAUUCAAACUUGUUCGGAUCCAGUUCUCAAAGAGAUGUCAUUUCAUCCCGGAUUCCUGCAAAUUCGGGCCUUCCACAAAGAGAAAGAGAAAGGGAAAGGGAGAUUACAAUUACAAUGCCGACUGUCGAAGGAAGUACUAUGCUGACGGGUAAUCCUAACUUGACCUCUUUUGGUAAGAAUCUUUCUAUCUUCAAACUCAGUAGUUCCCAACUGGAUGUGGAUGAUACCAACUCUACUCAUAAUGGAUUCCAAGAAAAUAGUAGUAAUAAAUACGUCACUAACAACAGUAAAGCCGUGCUCGACGACGGAAUUUCAUUUGAGAAACCUCGUCAUGUUACUUCAAUCCAGAAAAAGGUCGAAUCAAAGCAUGGCCCUGGUUGUGACAUCACGAGAGGGAGGUGGGUUAGGGAUGAAAGCAACCCAUUUUAUACGAAUGCUCAGUGCCCAUUCAUAGACGAAGGGUUCAAUUGUGAGGCUAAUGGCAGGAGGGACAAACAAUACAUGAAAUGGAGGUGGCAGCCUCAAGAUUGUGAAAUUCCUAGGUUCAAUGCAACAAAAAUGCUGGAACACCUCCGAGGGAAGAGGCUAGUGUUUGUUGGCGAUUCCAUUAACCGAAACCAAUGGGAAUCCAUGCUUUGUUUGCUGAUGGGAGGGAUCGAAGAUCCGAAGAAGGUCUAUGAGAUCCAUGGGAGGAGAAUAACUAAAGGGAGGGGCAACUAUUGUUUCAAGUUUGAGGAAUACAAAUGCAAGGUCGAGUACUACGUCUCCCAUUUCUUGGUACACGAGAGUAAGGCACAUGUAGGCAGCAAACGAGUGCAGACUUUGCGCAUCGACACUAUAGACAAAGGGUCUUCGAGAUGGCGAGGGGCCGACAUUUUGGUGUUCAACACUGCACAUUGGUGGAGCCAUCACAAAACUAAAGCCGGGGUUAAUUACUACCAGGAGGGCGACAAAGUCCAUCCCCAACUUGAUGUAACAGAGGCCUUCAGGCGAUCUUUAUUGACGUGGGCAUCAUGGGUGGAUAAGCACAUUAAUCCUCGCAAAACUCAGAUAUUCUUCAGAAGUUCUGCGCCGUCUCAUUUCAGCGGAGGUCUAUGGAACACGGGUGGCCAUUGUAAGGAAGCAUUUUGGCCUGUUAACGAGACUUUUGGCCCAACUUACCCCUUGACAAAGAAUUUGAUGGUGGAGGAAGUAAUAAGGCAGAUGAAGACCCCUGUUACUUUUCUAGACAUAACACAGUUGUCGAAUUACAGACCAGACGCUCACCCUUCCAUCUAUGGAAGAAGAUCUGUUAAUCCCGGCGUUCAAGAUUGCAGCCACUGGUGCCUUCCAGGUGUUCCGGAUACCUGGAAUGAGUUGUUGUACCAUAACUUGCUAUUCAGAACUGGGAACACAUAGAAACAAGAUGGAUGCACUUCUGUAAAGCUGCCGAAAUUCAGUGCAGUGCGGUGCAGAGUGUGUCCUCAGCCAGACUGGUGCUUCUUUGCUCGGCCGUGGGGCACUGGUGAAUCGUCUCUCCUUGAAGUCUCAGGCCUCCGAGCCCACGCAGGUGCUAGAUCUGGGCCGUAGCGAUAAUCAUAGAAGAGUUCUUCACCUGCUUCUAUUUGCUCAUUUGCAUAGAUGCCAACACGAUGAU
Messenger RNA from Andrographis paniculata, 2422 nucleotides. Its product is annotated as protein trichome birefringence-like 6. Gene Ontology annotation, molecular function: O-acetyltransferase activity. Gene Ontology annotation, cellular component: Golgi apparatus. The coding region runs from base 538 to 2184 and encodes 548 amino acids. The transcript has 6 exons. The record is from RefSeq and is a predicted model, not a curated record. Lineage: Eukaryota; Viridiplantae; Streptophyta; Magnoliopsida; Lamiales; Acanthaceae.